AUGGAGAAAAGGAAAUGGAAGGAGCAGCAUCAAGUGGGGUUGUCCCGGACCACGGGGCCUAUGCAGCCUUCUGUCCCACCGGGCUCCAGCAGCGUGGUCACAGGCACGAGCUCUGGAGGUCCCUUCCUAGGAAACCAACCUCAAGCAGCCAUCAUGAAGCAGAUGCUGAUUGAGCAGAGGGCCCAGCUCCAUGUGAUAGAACAGCAGAAACAACAGUUUCUACGAGAGCAAAGGCAGCAGCAGCAGCAGCAGAUCCUGGCGGAGCAGCAGUUGCAGCAGCAGUCGCAUUUGCCUCGGCAGCACCUGCAGCAACAGCGGAGCCCGUAUCCAGUGCAACAGGUCAAUCAGUUCCAAGGUUCUCCCCAGGAUAUCGCAGCUGCAAGAAACCAGGCAGCACUCCAAAGCAUGAGGACAUCCCGAAUGAUGGCGCAGAACGCGAGCAUGAUGGCAAUGGGUCCCUCCCAGAAUGCGAGCACGCUGCCCACGACCGCGGGCCAGUCAGACAUGGGCAUGGCUCCUUACAGCAACGCCUCUUCCAGCCAGCCGGGAAUGUACAGUAUGAGCACAGGGAUGAGCCAAAUGUUGCAGCACCCAAACCAAAGUGGCAUGAACAUGGCACAUAACACAGGCCAGGGAACAAGGCAGCCUGCCUCCGGACAAGCUGUGGGAAUGGUUGGCAAUUUUGGUCAGAACAUGCUGGUAAACUCUGCUCUUCCCCAGCACCAGCAGCAGAUGAAAGGAGCUGUAGGCCAGGUCUUACCCAGGCCGCAAGCACCACGACUUCAAAACCUGAUGGGGACUGUCCCUCAGGGAACACAAAACUGGCAGCAGCGAGGCUUACAAGGUAUACCUGGAAGGACUAGCAGUGAAAUGGGGCCCUUCAAUAAUGGCACAACAUACCCGAUGCAGCCUGGGCAGCCACGGCUGUCCAAGCACCAUUUCCCACAAGGGCUUAAUCAGACAGUUGUGGACACGAGCGGAACAGUAAGAGCCCUGAACCCAGCAAUGGGGAGACAACUGCUGCAACCACUACCUGGGCAACAAGGCGCCGGCCAGGCCAGGCCGAUGGUGAUGCCUGCAAUAAGCCAAGGGGUCCCCACAAUGUCUGGCUUUAGCCAGCCUCCAACGCAGCAAAUGCCGGGUGGUAACUUUGCUCAGAGCGGCCAAGGGCAGGCCUACGAGAGGAAUCCCACUCAGGACUUAUCUUACAAUUACAGUAAUGAAGGAGCAGGGGGGUCAUUCUCCAGUUUAGCAGAGGGCGCAGACCUUGUGGACUCCAUCAUUAAGAGCGGACCAGGGGAUGAGUGGAUUCAAGAACUUGAUGAGUUGUUCGGAAACCCCCAGUGAAUGGGCUUGUAUAGUCUGGAGCUUUGGUUGUUCCAUCUGAAAAAAGCAAACAGAGUUGGAUAUCUCCC
Nestor notabilis (Kea) is the source of this 1415-nucleotide messenger RNA. It is a transcript of the gene MAML3, whose product is annotated as mastermind-like 3 (Drosophila). Lineage: Eukaryota; Metazoa; Chordata; Aves; Psittaciformes; Psittacidae. Gene Ontology annotation, molecular function: transcription coactivator activity. Bases 1 to 1347 code for a protein of 448 amino acids. Gene Ontology annotation, cellular component: nucleoplasm. The record is from RefSeq and is a predicted model, not a curated record. Gene Ontology annotation, biological process: positive regulation of transcription of Notch receptor target. The transcript has 4 exons.